Molecule: messenger RNA, 1315 nt
Organism: Oxyura jamaicensis (ruddy duck)
Lineage: Eukaryota; Metazoa; Chordata; Aves; Anseriformes; Anatidae
Product: ubiquitin carboxyl-terminal hydrolase 45-like
Exons: 9
Coding region: 170-1138 (322 amino acids)
Biological process (GO): protein deubiquitination
Cellular component (GO): nucleus; cytosol
Molecular function (GO): cysteine-type deubiquitinase activity; cysteine-type endopeptidase activity; zinc ion binding
Source: RefSeq, a predicted model, not a curated record
CGCCCCGGCCCGGCCCCCUGGUCCCGGGCGAGGCCGGGGGCGGGCCGCGCCGGGCGGAGCGGAGCGGCGGGGAGCGGAGCGGCGGGGCCCUGGCUGCGGCCCAGCUUCCUCCGCCGCUUCCUGCCGCCGCUCCCUGCCUGCGCGCCCCGCCGCCGCUCCUAAAUAACAGAUGCGGGUGAAAGAUCCAUCAAGAGCCAACCCUGAGAAAACAAAGAGAAGCAAAAGGCCUAACAGGCCACAGGAUGAAGACUCUUCAGAUGAUAUUGCAGGCUUAACCUGCCAGCAUGUGAGCCAAGCAGUGGAUGUGCAUCAUGUGAAGAGGGCGGUCGCUCAGAGCAUUUGGUCAGUAUGUUCAGAAUGUCUGAAGGAGAGGCGGAUGAGUGAUGGCGAGCCCGUGGCCCCUUCAGACAUCUGGCUGUGUCUCAAAUGUGGCUCUCAGGGAUGUAGUAAGAACUCAGAAGGCCAGCAUUCUCUUAAACACUUCCAAACAGUGCGUACAGAACCUCAUUGCAUUGUUAUCAGUCUCAGCACAUGGAUCAUAUGGUGUUAUGAAUGUGAUGAAGAGUUGUCAACACAUUGCAACAAAAAGGCUUUGGCUCAGAUAGUUGACUUUCUUCAAAAACAUGGUUCCAGGGCUGAACCAAGUUCAUCAAAAAUCAUACGACUCCGUGAAGAAAACAGUGAAACAAGUGAGAUACUGAAAGGCAAAAAUUCUGGUAAUGGUGCAUCAGUUCCAGUUAAAGGAAUAAAUAAUUUAGGAAAUACAUGCUUUUUUAAUGCUGUCAUGCAGAACUUGGCACAGACUCACAUACUGAAUGAACUGAUGUAUGAGAUGAAGGAAAAAGGAACAAAGUUAAAAAUCUGUCACACUUCAGACUCGCAAUUGGAUCCUUUGGUGGUAAACCUCUCUAGCCCCGGGCCCUUGACUUCAGCGAUGUUCUUGUUCCUUCACAGCAUGAGGGAGGCUGGAAGAGGUCCUCUUUCUCCCAAAGUACUGUUCAGCCAGCUUUGUCAAAAGUAUGUAUUAUAUCUUUUUUUUUUUUUCAGUGAUGUAUUUCUAAAUAUGCCAUGUCUGUUAAAAUGUUGUAAAAUUGCAGGGUUUCUUGUUGUACUCCAGGGUUGUACCUGUUUUUCAUGAUGUGUAUGUCCUAGCCCAUAACUGCUAACAUGCAGUGUGGGCUUUCACUUGGGUUUAAGAGGGCAGAAGAUGACGUAAAACCAAAAGAAAAAAUACCAUAACCUUUCAGGUCUUGUUGACAGCUGUAUAUUAGCUUAAAGCCGUGCUAAUACUGCAAGAUGUGUGUAGAUGUUAUGG